Nomia melanderi (Alkali bee) is the source of this 6751-nucleotide messenger RNA. RefSeq names its product TBP-associated factor 3 (gene Taf3). Gene Ontology annotation, cellular component: transcription factor TFIID complex. Gene Ontology annotation, biological process: positive regulation of transcription by RNA polymerase II. The record is from RefSeq and is a predicted model, not a curated record. Gene Ontology annotation, molecular function: transcription factor binding; protein heterodimerization activity; p53 binding. NCBI's taxonomy places the organism in Eukaryota, Metazoa, Arthropoda, Insecta, Hymenoptera, Halictidae.
GUCUCUAUAGACACGUAACUUACAGAGAAUCACGUAUCUAUUUAUUAGUAAUGUAUGGAUUAAACAUUGAGUGUAGAGAUUAUUAUUAAACUCGAUAUUAUUAUUAUUUUAUAUUUUAUAUCGAAAUAAAAAAAAAUAUGGCAUGUACUCUCUUAAAAUAUUUAUAUCAAGAGAAAACUAGUGCUUUUACGAACAUUACAUUUUCUUUAAUAACGCUUCUAAUAGAAUUAAUACAUGAUAUAAAACUAUCUUCAAAUACAGAAAAUCCAUAAGAGUAUAUGUAGAUAUAUGUAAUGAAGAAAAUAAGAAAAUUAACAAAGCGGCCAGAAAGAAAUUUUAUAAUAAUUUAUACUUAAUAUUUAUACACAAUGUAAAUAACAUCAAACAAAACUGAGGGGGCGCUAUCUUUUUUACUUCCAUGCCUGUAGAUUUUCCGCCAUUAUGGUACAUCGUAUAUAUUGUGAUAUGCAUCGAUGAUUACGAAGGAUAAAAAAUACGUUCAUAGGAAAAUGUGAAGGCAGUGCGGACGCAUUGCGUUCUGUGUCUUUUAUACCAUUUACGUUUUGUUAAGUUUAACAAGUAAAUUAUUUGUUAACAUCAAAAUGACUUGUACGACUUAACAUCGAAGUGCUGGAUGGAGUUAAAUAGUGUAAUAAGAAUGUAUGUGUCUUAGAUUAAUAAGCUGAAGAACUAAAAACCCUUUGUACAAUUCAUUUUUCAUUGUUGAAAAUGUCAACAGAAUAUAGUAGAAGUGUUUUAAAAAUGGUCAUCGCACAAAUUUGUCAAACAAUUGGAUGGCAUUCAAUUAAUUCAACACCAUUAGAAUUUAUGGUCGAUCUCAUGCAAGAAUAUAUUUUGAGAAUUGCAAAACUAACACAUCAAUAUGCAGAAAUUUUGGGAAGGACGGAAACAAAUCUUGAUGACUUAGGGUUAGCUUUCCAACACAUGAAUAUCGAUAUACAGGAAUUGUCUGAAUACAUUAAAAAUGUAGAUCCUGUUCCAUAUCCUAUAGCAGUACCUAAAUUUCCAGUUCGUAGAGAAAAUCAUUUAAAUUUUCUCAAACCUGGAAGUCGAGAAGUUGUAACAAGACCAGUGCACAUUCAUGAGCAUUUACCAGCUAUGUAUCCUAAUACCGAAGAAGAUUAUGUCACAGAGAAAACUGAGACUUUAAUGAAUGGAUCAUCUGAUUUAUCAUCGAGUAAUGGAACAUCGGGCAAUAAUUCUUUGAACGUGUCUCCUCAUAGAAUGUCUCCACAAGUAGUUUUUAAACGGCCUGGAGAUCCUGUAUCAUUUGAAAGUCCAAUAGUAAAACGUGUAAAAGUAUUAGAAGAAGGUAGACCAUUGCGUGAAAUCCACAGUGUAAUGAUGACUACUUCAGGUUUUUUAUCACCUGCUCGAGAAGGAAAACUACCCGAAGCAAGAACACCGCAUCAAACUCGUCCUGAUUCACCACAAACUAGUUCUUAUCCAAUGGUACCACCAGAAUUAAAGUAUGACAAGAAACCGAAAAAGAUGAUAAAGAAAGGAUUAGAAGAUGGUAAACUUGACAAAGAAAACAAGAAAAAGAACCGUGCUAAAGAAUUAUUUAAACCGAACAAGGUAGAUGAUAAUAAAAUUAAAAAACUAGCUGGUAUGAAAGAAUUAGCCAAAUUAAAACCUCUAAAGCCAGGAGGUGGAAAAUCACAAGGUACUGCACAAGGUUCAUCAAGUAGACCGUCGACUCCUAAAUUAAUGUCGCCUAAGGCAGCUGGUAGUCCAAAAUUAACAAAGAAAACAGAACCUAAGACUAAAACAGAAAAAGUAGUUGACCUCACAGGUGGAUCUCCAUCAAUAGAAAGGAAAGAAGAUAAUAUUGAUAAACUUCCAUCAGAACCUGAUAAACAGAAACUGAACAUUUUCAAAAAGAUCUCAAAACCGCGGGAGGAUAAAGACAAAGAUACAACAGAGCAACAUAAACAUAAGGAACUUGAUUCUAGAGAGAGUUCGCCUGGUUUAAUAAUUGAUGAAAAUAAUGAUAAGCAAGCGCUUCGAAAUGAUAGUGAUGUAAAGCACGAAGAGAAAAAGGCUCCACAUACACCAGACGUACAUCUUCAACACGACGGAGGAGAAUUAAUUGAUUUACAAAGCCCAGGAUCUGAUGUUUACAUGUUUGACGAUAUGUCACCACCAGGAACUCCUAGUACUCCAAGAACACCGGAACUAAACAUGCCCACAACUCCUACAGAUCACAAAAAGAAGAGGAAAGAAAAAAUAAAUAAAAAGAAGGAGUUAAAAUCAAGAAGUCCAAAACAUUGUGCCAGUCCCAAAAAGACUAAGCUUUCUAAUGAUUCAUUAGAAUUGGAUAUACUAGAUCGACCAAAAACUCCACAGGCACCAGAAACUCCACUUUCUAAAGAACCAAGUUUUCCACCUACACUUCCAUUCCCUUUCUUUUCAGCGUUUCCCCCAGCACCUGGUUUAAUACCACAUCCUAUGUUUCCUAGAUUUCCAUUGCCCCUAGGAAGAGGUGGUCCUGGCCCUCAUCCAGCAAUGCCAAAUUUACCUUUACCACCUCGUUUCUUAAAUUUACCUGUAAAAUCCGAAGACUUUUCUAAUGUAUCCAAAAAUAAAACUGUUGAUCGUGAAAAACCUGUAAUACCUUCCUCGAGUGAAAUAACAGCUCCAAUAACGAAACAUGAAAAAUUGGAGAAAGAAAAGGAAGAAAAACCGAAAAUAGUUAAGCAGGAUAAAGAAAUAGUUACAACAGUUCCUACAAAUGCUAUUACAAUGCCUCUAUCAUCUGCACCUCCAGCACCAGUUACAUAUCCUACACCGGUUCCCAUUGUACCAUCAUUGCCUUCGAAAGGUACAAAAGUUGAAAAACUAGAAAAGAAUGAAAAGAAAUCAAAGGAACAUAAGAAAGAAAAGAAGGAUAAACUGAAAAAGAAGAAAGACAAGAAAGAGAAGCAUAAAGAAAAAACAGAGAAAGUGAAAGAAAAGAAAGAAAAAAUUGAUAAGAAAGAAAAAGUCGAUAAAGUUAAAGAGAAAAAAGAAAAGAAGGACAAACGAAAGGAAAAGGAGAAGGAAGAUAAAAAUUCUGAAGCUGUGCCAAAAAUAACAUUGAAAUUAGGAACAGCUUCUCCAAGACCACCAACACCUGAUAGUACUCCAAUGAAAAAAAUGGAAAUGUGUUAUAGAACAAUAAAGACAUUACUGAAGAAGCCCGAGGAGGAGACGAAACGAGAACCAAGUCCAGAAUUGGCGAAAAUAUCAGCAUUGGUAACGCGACCGCCAAAGCAAAAGUCGGCAAGUAAGAAAACAGAGGAGGGAACAUUAGAUGGAAGCCCUGCUCUUCCUACAGAUACUUUCUCUGCCAGUCUUACUAGUGUGCCACUCGCAACAGUUCCUCGAGCAAAGAAAACUCUCUUCAAAACCUUACCUCAGAGAGAACCUCCUCCAUCUCACUUUGAUCCUUCUCCUAAGAUCCCGCCUCCCCUGCCGCAACAACAACCACCGUAUUAUUUUGAUCAAGGUGGUCGUCAAGUGUGGAUAUGUCCUGCUUGUGGCAACCAGGAUGAUGGAUCUCCUAUGGUUGGUUGUGAUGAUUGCGACGCGUGGUAUCAUUGGGUGUGUGUUGGUAUGCAAGUACCACCAGCUGACAACGAGGACUGGUAUUGCCGCUUUUGUAUAGCUAAAAAACAAGAACUACAUCAUGAUAAAAAGAAGAAGAAAAGGAAGAAAAAGGUUAAAGUUGCAGCCUAGUACAAGCUACCCGGGUCUUGUGUAAGACCCGGUUCAGCAAUUCAAACCUCUACCAAAGUUAAAAAAAACAACAAGCUCAGAGUGGGGACUAUAAAAAAUAAAAAAUUAUCAAAAACUGAAAUGAAGUUACAAAUGAAGUCAUUAAAAGAAAAAACUAUACCUAUCAAGGGAAAGGCAGGAAAGACUCUCAUGAAAGUUAAGACUGUGAAAAAGAAAAGUAAGAAGAUGAAAGAUAGUGCAAUUCAAUUGACUUAAGCAGUGUUACCGUUUGUGAUUGUUAUCACAGAUUCAAAAAAACUUAAUUUAACACGUUGAUCGCUAAAUAAUUCAGAAAUACUAAAUUAUGUUUCCAAUUUUUUCUAAGUUAAUGUUUCAGCGUUAUUGUUUCCGCAAAAAUAAUAACUGCGAUGAAGCGGUUGGCUAUUUGACAUUUAAUUUUAACCAUUUCAAAAAUUAAAAAAUUGAAAUGUCAACUAAAGCUUCAACUUGUUUAAAAGAAAACAUAUUCUGUAACAGAAGAAGAUGGAAAGCCAUUACUUGUAAAUACUUAGACUUUAAAUACUAUGCAUUUGUAAGAAAUACCAUUUUCUAAAACUCAAUCUAUUAAAAAGAGUAAAUAGGAACUCUGAUAAAACUCUUAAUAGAGAAACAAAAUCACCACCUGAUCUCGAUGUCUGAAAAUUAAUUUAGAAGUAUCUAUAUCUGCACAAAUAGCUUCAGUUCAUUUACAAAUUAUGAUCAUUGAAUUGUAAUUCAUGUUAGUCAUUAAUAUUUUUUUAUCGUUAAAAAAAUAUUCAAAUUAUUAUAUGUAAAUAAUCUUAUUUCAUAGCUUUUUUAUUAAAGAAAUAAUUGUUACAAAAAUUGUUUAAAAAUUUAAUAACAGAAUACAAACGCUAAUGUAUAAAUGUAAAACAUAGUUUAUUACUUGAGUGAAAUUCAUAUGUAAUUGUGAUAAAUAUACUUACUAAUUGCAAUUCAUUUAUUUAUUUAUACUGAAUUAUUUCAGUAUAUUAUUCAGAUAAUAUUAUUUAAUGAAUUUCUAAAAGAAUUAUAUAAUGAAUAAAUAUGAUUUUAUAUUCCUUUUAAAGAAAAUAAUAAACUAUUAGGACAACAAUUGUAUAUCAUAAUUGUAUAUCUAAUUUAAUAGAUAUGUUAUAUAUAUAUAUAUAUUUAAGUUAAUGAUUUUUCAAGAAGAUUUAUUAUCCAUUAAUACGUUUUACCUCUAAAAACCUGCUUUUACAGUCAUGGUAAUGUACACCAACAUUAUUUUCCAUAUGUAAACUAUCAUUAGCGUGUAAUUAUAAUUAUUAUUAUUAUCAUUAUUAUUAUUAAUUAAAUAGCAGCUUAAUAUUUGUAUUAAUUAAAUGUGAAAAUUUUGUUCUUAGCAUAAGUAUGUAAUCUGCAGUGCAGACAUGCCACUUGCAUAAUUGAUUUAUGUUCCAGAAUAUAAUAGAAAUUCUAAAGCCAUUAAUUAAAAACGGUGUCUGUUAGAGAAAUACUGACAGCAAAUAUGUCUGUAUAAAAGUGGACAAUGGGCACAGUUUCAUGAAUUGUAUACAAACAGUUCCGUUGUUUUAUAUCCGCUAUCGUACCCUAACGCCUAUCUAUUACUAUGAUCUAACAAUGUAAAAUUUAUUUAUGUGCAGGUGUCGACCAGUUGAACUUUUAACAAAUGUUGCUUACAACAGUCAUUGGUAACAAUACUCUGUAUAUGUUUGACCAUAAAAUAACCUUGGGUACCGUUAGCAUCCAACAUUUGUUCUAUAUAUAUAUCUAUUUAAUUUUGAUUCGAUGUAAUUAAAAGCAGAGAUUAGUUUUUGAACAAAUUUGUUUAUAUUUGGAAAUGAAAAUUUUCUUCCUACUUUUUCGUUUAUUUUGUACUAACUUUUUCUUAGAAUAUAUUGCUUAUAUUUAAUUAAAGUACAUUAUGUCAAUAAAACUCAUAACUUUUUGAUUAUAAAUCAUUUUAAAAAUUGACUUGUGUACAUAGUUCCACCUCAAACAUGAAGUAGUAAAUCUUUUGUAAAUGUUAAGAGCAUUAUUUAUUUCGUUUUACAAAUUAAAAAUAAAUGAACAGAACGCUAUUGCAAAAUUAUUUAAAUAGAAAUAAUACUAGAAACUCAUAUAAAGAUAGUAUGUGAAUUGUACAUAGCAGUCAACGUGUUAAAAAUGAUAAUGUAAAUUUAAAAUAUAUGUAGAAAAAGAAAUCUAUUUCUCUUGUAUUAAAGCAGAUGCUUCUGCGUAAUCGUAUAAAGUGUACAUUUUUUCACCUGUAUUUAAUGUAUUCGAAAUUAUUCCAUAAUUAAUGACCAUUACGAAUGUGGUUGUAAAAAUAUGACUGAUUAUUUUGCACGUGUAAUAAUAAUCCUUACAUUUCUGAUUAUUUUUCUACGAAACCUCUUAAAUUUGCAAAUAAAAGUAUUUAUUUCCAAAUGUUUAUGCAACUUUUAGCGCAUAUUAUACAGUGUGAAAUAUAUUUUCCCGUAAACAAAGGGUAUGUCACUUACCACAUUGAAACCCAUCUGGAUAGAUUUACCCAUGUCAAAAUUGACAAUACACAUUCAAAUCGGUAAAUCUAUCUGAUUAAUUGACAAUAAACACCAUAAAUAAAAACAACAUAUAACAUGACUUAACAAUCAUUUGUAAUAUAAUUAAAUUAUUUAUAACGUGAUUUAUUUUAGAUUACAAUUGAAUUACUAUUUGUGAUAACAUUGUAGGAAUAUGAAUAUAAUAAUAUACUCAAACAUAAUUUUACUUGAUGUAAUAAAAUAUCAGGAAUCUACUCCUGGCAGAAUAUCAUUUGGGUCUCAAUGUGAUAAGACUGGAAACUUAAAUGAGAGGUACAGUAAAAUUUAAGAGUUGUAAUUAUUUAUUGAUUUCAGUAUACACAAUUAAAUCGAAAUUCUUUGUGCUUUUAUAUAAAUUUCGUUCGUAUAGAUUAUAAGUACUCUAAUGUAUUCAAAAUUGUAAGCUUGUAAACAAUGAACUCCUCUAAAAAAAGUAAAAUUGU